AUGGCGACCACGGGCAUGCAGCUGGUAGGCCUCAUCAUGUCCAUCCUGGGCUGGGUGGCCGGGGCGGUGGUGAUCCUGAUCCCUCUGUGGCGAGUCACCGCCUUCAUCGGCAACAACUUGGUGACCGCUCAGAUCAUCUGGGAAGGCCUGUGGAUGAACUGCAUCGUGCAGAGCACGGGUCAGAUCCAGUGCAAGGUCUACGACAGCAUGCUGGCGCUGCCCAGCGACAUGCAGGCUGCCCGGGGCCUCACGGUGCUCUCCGUCAUGCUGUGCGCUGUGGCCCUGGCGCUGGGCGUGCUCGGGGCUAAGUGCACCAAGUGCGUGGGCAUCAACAGCCUCAAGGCGCGCAUCGCCCGUAUCUCGGGGGUGCUCUUCGCCGUCUCCGGCUUCCUCUUCCUGGUGCCCGUCUGUUGGACCGCCCACUCCAUCAUCAGGGAUUUCUACGACCCGCACGUGGCCGCCCCGCACAAGCGGGAACUUGGCCCGGGCCUCUACAUCGGCUGGGGGGCCUCGGCGUUGCUCCUGGUCGGCGGCUCGCUGCUGUACGCGGGCUCCAGUCCGCCCGGCAUGCCCGGCUCGCCCACCUUCAGCAGCGGAGAAAGCAGUCCUCGCCGGGCACCCGCAUCUCAGGUUAAAGGCUACGUCUAACAUGGCCAACUGCGACACCCCCCCACUAACUGACGAUGAGCCUGUUUCAGCCUCAUCUUGAUAUUUAAUGUUGUUAAGCAGGCUUCGAGAAAAUGGAACUCCACGCGUGAUUAAAUAAUCCUUUCUUCUACGUUUGUCAUUGUAAAAUACAAUAAAAAAAAUUUGCUCUUUACUCAUGUAAAACACGUUUUUUUCCACCCACCCGGUUUUGCAAACGGUUUGGGUUUCCCUGAGAAAUGUCCCGGUUGCUGGCCUUGGGUGAGGUGGGCUUCACCCUGGACUAGUCGAUAGCCAAUUGCGAGCCGUAGACAAACAAACACUCCCAAUCACACCUACGGACAUUUGAGAAUCUGGGGGAAGAAGUCUGAGUAGCCGCAGGGGGAAAAAAAACAUCAACAAAUAAAAACAGAAUCAGAACUCAGACCAACAAAAGUGUGUCAGUGCAACUGUCGAGCAACUGACAAAGCAGUAAAUACAUGCAUUGAAUCACAAAUCCAAAGUACACUUUGGUAAUGUGGUGGAAAAAAAAACAACAACGGGACGGUUAAGUAGCUCCCAAAUUAUUGAAUUUAACUCUCUGGGUGAACCCAAAACUUUUGAACAUUUGUUUUGCUCAUUUCUAGUGAAGAACACGCUGGCUUUGGACCAGUUUUCAGAACAAUGGAACAAUGAGCGUAUGCGCCUCCCGGUACAGAAAGUUGAAAAAUAUACUCUCUAAUUUCCAUGGCACAUUCGCCUUUCAAAAUGAAAAGCCUCGUUUUUUCCAUCACAAUAACAGCAUCUGGAAUAACACUUGAACUUGAUGAUGCGCCUCAAUAACAAUGAGUGCCAGUGAUCCGGGUGCCAGGUUGCGACUCAAACGCGACUGACGUCAGCCCCUGAACAAAGCUGAUUGAGGCUCACUGCCGAGUACAGUAAGGCAGGCCCUGUACAAUUGAGCCAUAUUUCAACUGACAAAGGCCGUGAAGGGUUUGCUCAUGAACAGACGCGAAGGCCAGAGAGCACACUCGACCUCAGCACAAUAAGUAGUGCCAAACUCAAUUGAUUAUCAUUGUGAAGUGGUAGUUUACAUUAUUUCGACAAAAUUUUAAUUCAACGGGGGCUGAGUAAUGACGAUAUAGCCUAACCCUCACGCUAAACCCUUCGUUAGCAGGACUGAACGAAUCCUAUCCUGCAAUGCAGUCGGAAGAACCUGAACGUGGGCCUUUCCGAUGGCGAUCUUAAAUUCCGCCCCCCUUAGCCACGUCCCACAAGCUUCCAAAACGGCGACUGAACAGAACAGGUUUGAAGUUGAUUUUCUAUCGCGUAUUCCAGAUAAUAUUGCCGUAUGUUUUUUUGCCAAAUUCGUCAGAGUUGUCCAAGAGAGUUCAACGGAGAGGUCUCAACUAUUUCACGCAAGGAUAUGUACACGGAAUUAAGAUUUUGGACGGAGCGGGACGCAAUAUCAGAGUUACAGCGAAAUGUCGCCGAUUGAUGCAAGAAAGUUUGACGCCUCACAAACUUCAUAUUGAAAUCCAACAGGAUAAAAUAGUGGAAUCGUACUGCGAGUCUAAAGCAAGGUGAGUACUUUAUACUUGGAAAGAUCACGAGUAAUGUCACUGUAGUCUUUACAAGUGGGUUAGUUUUGAUUUUCUACAUGUAAACAAUGGUGAUUAACUUAGUCAGUACGGUAGUCACCAGAUGAAAAAAUUUGACUUGACUCGGAAUCAAACCCAGUGCUCUGUCUUAAAAGUCUGAUGUGAGCCAAAUGGGCAAAUCGACAUUUCUCUUGCAUGACGCGGCGCAUUUACGUAUGCCUAACCCGACUUUUCGGCAUAAAACAUGGCACACUUCAUUCAGCAGGUCAGCGAUACGCUAGCAAAGUGAAAGUUGUUCUCCUGCAGUGCAUUAAGCACUGAUAAUAAUUCAAUCAAACUCAGAUAAGAUACGUCUCCCUCACUUACCUUCAAACAUACAGCCUUGUGUUUGUCGAUAUUGUCCAAAUUUAGUUGUACGUGCGCUCUUCCGCGAGCCUUGAUCACUUGGUCAACUGUGUUUUAGGCUUUUGGAAAAUGAAUCGAGCGGGCCCCUCGUAAGCUAGCAGAAUCGCACGUUCCCCAAACGCAUCUGAGGACCAUUUUCUUCGUAGCAUGAACUUUUCCAAGCGCACGCAACUGACAACCAGCAUUGGUUGCUUGUGGGACAACAUGGCGGCAGGGGCGUGUCAAGCCAGGGGUUAAGACAAUGCGGCUAUAUGAUUGGGUAUUAUUGUACGAGUGAUUGACAGGUCGGAAAGGUCCAUUUGAUUUAAUUUACAAAUUCAUUUUAUGGAGGGCAGGGGGGGGCUAAAAAAGGGGUGUAUGGUUAACUUAUACAGAUAUAAACUAGUUUAUAUGCAUCCCAUUAAGGCUACAGAUCC
Molecule: messenger RNA, 3046 nt
Organism: Syngnathoides biaculeatus (alligator pipefish)
Lineage: Eukaryota; Metazoa; Chordata; Actinopteri; Syngnathiformes; Syngnathidae
Gene: cldnk
Product: claudin k
Exons: 1
Coding region: 1-648 (215 amino acids)
Biological process (GO): cell adhesion; bicellular tight junction assembly
Cellular component (GO): bicellular tight junction; plasma membrane
Molecular function (GO): structural molecule activity
Source: RefSeq, a predicted model, not a curated record